CUGAUCCUCGAGAGGGUCGAAAUAUGAAUUCAUAGCUUUUUAAAACGGCACUGUUUACGAAUUGGGCCAUUGAAGAGGUUAAACGCUAGAUAAACGCGAUACGGAACAAGUGAAUACAUGUUUAACAACCCCCGCGUCGCUUUAAUUACACGAUACCACCGUUCGUUACGAUCCAGAGUGUCGACGGAGAGUGAAAACGAAACAGUGAAAAAUUUAAUAAGAAAUUAAACAAAACGAACGAUGAUGCAAUAAUCACGACAACCGUCAACAGUCUACAAUCGUGAUUUCAAGAGGAGAUGAUAAAUUGACAAGUCGUCGAACAGCUGACCGAGAACCGACGACCCAGAUGAACUCCUCGAUGAUGUUCCAGAGCUUCAUCAGCUACAGGGAGAAGAUGCUGAAGAGCCUGAACAACAACGCCAGUCCCUUCUCGAUGGACAGCCUGCUGGCUACGGGGAAGAUGUCGCCGGACAAUCCGGACGAUAAGAAUCUGGACGAUUCGGAACGUAACUCCGAGGAGAGUUACAAGAUGUCCGAAACGUCGGGGUAUCCGACGAAAUGCGUCAGCCCGGAGAACACGAGGAGCGAGGGCGAGGCGGAGGAGAAGAACGACGUUUUUCUGAAAUUCGGGCAUUGUCUCAAGGGUAGGAUCUGUUCGAAUUGCGGCCGGUUGGACUGUAGCAUGUUGCAAUGCAGGUUAGGCACGGAGGAUCUGAUGAAGGACAACAAGCCGGUGUUGAAGUUUAGUGUUAGUGCCAUUUUGGGGGACGACAGGGGUCACGGGACCAGGAACGAACAUAACGACAAUUUGGUCCACGUAACAUCGCCAACGUUAUUAGGGUUAUCAUAUCUGGGAAACCACCCUUCGACGAUAGCCAAACCCGUAGCCAGCCGACCACAUUUCAACCCUCAUCUGCUGCUCACGCAUUGCAGACCACAGCCUUAUCUAACAGUUUCGACGCCAGUCUCCGGAGCUCAAACGGCAGUCUUUCCCCUACCUGGUACCUUCCCAUGGGCGCACAGCGGCCGGGGCAAGCCGAGAAGGGGCAUGAUGCGCCGGGCGGUCUUCAGCGAUCUCCAGAGGAAGGGUCUGGAGAGAAGGUUUCAAAUUCAAAAGUACAUAAGCAAACCCGACAGAAAAAAGCUGGCUGAGAAGCUGGGCCUCAAGGAUAGCCAAGUGAAGAUAUGGUUCCAGAACCGCAGGAUGAAGUGGAGGAACUCGAAGGAGAGGGAGCUGCUGGCUGCGGGGGGUUCUCGGGAGCAGACCCUCCCCAACAAGAACAACCCCAACCCCGAUCUGAGCGACGCGGACGGCGACAAGCCCAAACUCGACCUGACCGACGUCCAAGACAUCUCGCCCGUCGGUUCCCCAGUCGAUCACCAGAGGGCGCUCGACAGGGGGGACGGCGGCGCCGUCGUCAACGGUCUGCCGUUGCAAAACUACCAGAUGUACGACCAGGUCGAUUACGACAGUUCGAACGACAGCGACGAAGAGAUAAACGUCACUUGAUUUGACGAAAGGACUCGCUCGACGUGUUGAAAAUUAGACGGAUCGCAUCCUCCCACUUGGAGCAGAGUGUGAUUCGUCAUCGAUCACCCUGUAUCGACGUGUAAAUAUUGUACAGUGACGGAUAAG
Coccinella septempunctata (seven-spotted ladybird) is the source of this 1636-nucleotide messenger RNA. It is a transcript of the gene Dbx, whose product is annotated as homeobox protein DBX1. Lineage: Eukaryota; Metazoa; Arthropoda; Insecta; Coleoptera; Coccinellidae. The record is from RefSeq and is a predicted model, not a curated record. Gene Ontology annotation, molecular function: DNA binding; DNA-binding transcription factor activity, RNA polymerase II-specific. Gene Ontology annotation, biological process: regulation of transcription by RNA polymerase II. Bases 347 to 1510 code for a protein of 387 amino acids. The transcript is spliced from 4 exons.